ACAGUUUGAAGUGUGUUUACGUAACGUCAGAAAUAUCACGUGGCAGACCGCGGGGAAGCUCAUAUAACAACGUGACGAAGUACGCACUACUGUCACUGAAGACUAGCCGCGGGAGAAGCACACAGCGUAACGAAUUUCCAAGAUGGCGGAACACAGCCAGUUGCGUGUUUUCUUGAUAAUCAUGACUUUGAUUGUGUACAUUGUCAUGGUGGUCUUCAAUUCUCUUGCCGGAUCUGUCGGACAGAAGAUAGGUUUAUUUAAGAAUACUACUGGUGAUAUAUCCGAUGUGUACAACCUCCAGAUCACACCAGCGGGCUGGACGUUCAGUAUCUGGGGCGUUAUCUACGCCUGGCAGGCCCUUUGGCUCAUCUACGCCCUCACCACCAUCUGUCGUAAAACUAAAUCUGGAACCUACAUCUACAUGCUUCCAGUUCUUCCUCCUGUUAUGUAUAUUCUAUACAUUAUAAACAACAUUGCAAACGUAGCCUGGUUGUUCGUGUGGGAUAGUCAGGAAAUAAUAUGGUCACUGAUUGUCAUCGCCAUUACCCCAAUCACACUCUAUGUGGCGUUGUUCUUCUCCUUCCGGAGACUGUACCAUAAUCUUGGGAAAUUGAAUAAGGAGAAUGCCGUCAAAGACAUCUGGCUCAUCCGCUUUUUGGUACAAAAUGGCAUGGCUUUUUAUGCAACCUGGGUUACCAUAGCUACUUUACUUAACGUUGCCAUGGUGAUGACAUACAAAGGAGGCAUCUCAAACGAAGAUUCCUGCACAGUCGUUCUAGGUAUAUUGUCCGCCAUCAUAGCCACAUGGGUCGUCCUGGAGAACACAAUUUGGGACCAUUACGUUCGGUACACCUUUAGUCCCUACAUUACUCUUACUGCCGCACUUGGUGGUGUGGUUUCGAAGAACUAUGAUCUGGACAUUCGUGAAAGGAAUUCUCUAUUUUCAUUGGCACUUCCUCAUUAUAGCAGGUGUGCUACUGAUAACCAAAAUAAUUAUAAUGCUUGUACGUCACUUCCGCUAUCCAAUUUCCCCCAAAAUUGAAUAUGAACCAACCAUUUGAAUCUUCGAAUCUAUACACUGAAUCCAAUAUAGGUACGUUAAAACUUCAACUGGUGCUAUUGUUACAUGUAUUUGUAUCGAUAAUGUCUCAUCAAGUUAUUUAAAUAGACCAUUUCUACUCAUAGUGAGGAAGUCUUCAGAGGCUUGUUCAAAACAAAGGGGUCCAUUUUUUUUUUUAUAUUUAUUUCACUUUAAAAUAAGGAGCUGUGUUACCUAUAAUAUCAAUGGGUCAUAUUGGUCAUGCUUUCCUUUGGGGAGUACUGAGCCUCCUAAAAUCGCCCUGUGAUCAGAUGCUAGUCUGUCUGGUUCAUAUUUCAUCUAUUAGGACAUUUACAAUGUUUCUGCUGUGUUGUAUGAUUUAACUGUCUUCUAUUAACGUGGUUGCGACUGUCUCCCUUGUAUAUAUUCAAUUAGCCGUCAUGGACAAAUUUCUGUUAUCCACUGAUGUGAUAUAUAAUAAUAUUUUGUAUGCUUAUAUUGCAUUAGUGCAUUUUGUAAUAAAUCUAUCCACGUAAAA
Messenger RNA from Pecten maximus, 1577 nucleotides. RefSeq lists its product as uncharacterized. The transcript is spliced from 3 exons. Lineage: Eukaryota; Metazoa; Mollusca; Bivalvia; Pectinida; Pectinidae. The record is from RefSeq and is a predicted model, not a curated record. The coding region runs from base 143 to 1042 and encodes 299 amino acids.